Fraxinus pennsylvanica is the source of this 1182-nucleotide messenger RNA. NCBI's taxonomy places the organism in Eukaryota, Viridiplantae, Streptophyta, Magnoliopsida, Lamiales, Oleaceae. The record is from the annotation of a GenBank genome assembly.
AUGGCGAGUGAAAUAGCGGCCAAAGCACAAAACGCGUUUGUUGAUGAUGAUUUUGAACGCGCCGUUGAUCUCUAUACUCAAGCCAUAAAGCUUAAUCCUAAUGACGCCGAUCUCUUUGCUGAUAGAGCUCAGGCCAAUAUCAAGCUCGGAUACUUCACUGAAGCUGUUGCUGAUGCAAAUAAAGCGAUUGAAUUGGACCCCUCCAUGGCGAAAGCAUACCUGCGCAAAGGUAGCGCAUGCCUGAAGCUUGAAGAAUAUUAUUCUGCCAAAGCAACUUUCGAAAAAGGUUCUUCCUUAGCAAAUGAUGAAAGAUUUUCCACAUUGAUUAAAGAAUGUGAAGAACGUAUUGCAGAAGAAAAUCGUGAUCUUGGUUCGUCGGUGUCAGAUACAGUACUUCAGUCAUCAGAUAGAAAUUCUGGAAAUUUGAAAGUAGCUGUAGAACAAAAGAAUGGAACACAUCAGAGGAAAGAAAUGUCAGCUGUCAACCCGAAGUACAGGCAUGCAUUCUAUCAAAAGUUAGAGGAGGUGGUUGUGACUAUUUUUGCCAAGGGUGUACCUGCUAACAACGUGACCAUUGGCUUUGGGGAGCAGAUAUUAAGUGUUACCAUUGAUGUACCCAGUGAAGAUGUUUACCACUUUCAGCCACGACUAUUUGGAAAGAUUGUACCUGAUAAAUGCAGAUAUGAAGUGUUAUCGACCAAAAUUGAAAUACGCCUUGCAAAAGCAGAACCAAUUCACUGGACAUCUCUUGAGUACACAACAGCAGCAGUAGUCCCACAAAAGAUAACUUCAACCACUGAAUCUUAUAGGCCAACAUAUCCAUCUUCAAAGCCCAAAAGAGUAGAUUGGGACAAAUUGGAGGCCCAAGUGAAGAAAGAGGAAAAAGAAGAAAAACUAGAUGGAGAUGCAGCAUUGAACAAAUUUUUUGGGGACAUAUACAAAAAUGCCGACGAAGACAUGAGAAGAGCCAUGAAUAAAUCUUUUAUUGAGUCGAACGGUACUGUCCUGUCAACAGAUUGGAAAGAUGUUGGUUCAAAAGAGGUGGUGGGUAGUCCACCUGAUGAAUCAUCACUGAGUGCUUUGUUAAGUUGUGAAUUAAACAUUGUGCAUUUGGUUUCCAAGCAUAACAGUUGUAUUAUGUUAUAUUUGUCUAUUUGUUUCAACACAACUUCGAAAACGUAA